This is a messenger RNA of Cylicocyclus nassatus, 847 nucleotides long. Lineage: Eukaryota; Metazoa; Nematoda; Chromadorea; Rhabditida; Strongylidae. The record is from the annotation of a GenBank genome assembly.
AGAUAUGGACAAAUCUGGAGGGGAUAUUCAAUUCAACUAUUGCUACAAGGUAAAGGCCAUCACUCACGAAUUGGUUUGGUUAGAUAUAGCAAUGAGGAUGAACGGUGGGCCUCAUCUUAUCGGGCUAGCGGAUGAGAUCAGAUAUUUUGGAAUUCACAUCAUCGUGGUCGGCUUCAAAAAAGGACGUUCUGGAGCCAUAGACCUAACCAAGAUUGCAAGUGAGGGAUCCUAUUUCAAAAACUCGACACCCAACCUAGCCGGCGAACUUCAACAUUCAUUGUGCAAAGUGAAUUGUUUUUGUAAAGAAAGAUGGGUGCAGUACGAACACGAAAACGAAAAGUACGGGUCAUGUUUGCGGAUCGGUGGAUUCAAAAUGGACUGGGAGAAUGCGAGAGAUGCUUGCAUACACUUGGGUGGUGGCAAGGGACACUUAGCCACUGUCCUUGACAAACCAAAGCACGACUUCGUUUCAGUAUUUAUCGACUUUUUGUCACCUCUCUUUUUUCUGUUGAAAGAAAACACCAUUUCAGUGAUGAUCAAGAAUGACUCAAGGACGAUGCAACCGUACAAAUACCACAUCGGUCUCUCAUAUAAUGAGAGCAAGCGUGACUACUUCUGGGAACAGCCGAAGGAUUCGGUUUCGGAGAAAAUUUCUCUAAAAGACACUGACUUCCGCAAGUGGGACAAGGGUUUUCCUUCGCUGUAUGGAGAUAGAAAAUGUGUUUUCGCCGCUCAAACUUCUGAUCUUGAGCAUGGUUGGCAGAAUGAGGUCUGCAACUCAUGGUCUGCUAGAGGAGACUAUAUUUGCCAGAUGAACGCCUGUGACACCGACAAUUACUGUCCAUAA